CGCCGAGGGCGGGUCACCGGGAGCGGAGCGCUCCUGCAGCGCCGCCGCCAUUUCUGCCGCCUCUCGGUGCCCGCCAGGGGGCGGCCUCGGCCGAGCGUGCGGGACCCCGGGGCUGGCGGUACGCGGGGUGGCCGCUCCGGGCUGCCGCGUCCUCCCCCUGGCUGUCCGGCGAGGAAGGCACCCGGGCGGGCGGCGGCCGGAGAGGCAGAGGUGUCACAGAUGACAAAGAGAACACUGUUUUUUUUUCUCUAAGUGAGUCCUCCUGCAAGACUGCUGAUUUAGAGCUCUGGAGCGUGGACAAUUAUCUCACCCCAGGGACAUGAACCCUUUUGGAAAGGCUUUCAUGAGGAAGAACUAGUAGACUGCUCUGACGUUGAGACAAGCUUCUCUGAGAAAAAGAACAGGGGCUGGAGGACCUGUGAUAGGGAGCAACUGUUUUCAGAUACAUACAUUAAAUCUCAGCCGUGCUUUUCUGCCAGCUGCUGCAGAGCAGAAGAUUAGCAACAUGUCCAUAGCUCUCAAGCAAGUGUUUAAUAAAGAUAAGACCUUCCGCCCAAAACGCAAGUUUGAACCUGGAACCCAGAGGUUUGAACUUCACAAACGAGCUCAGGCUUCUCUGAACUCAGGUUUGGACUUGAAAGCGGCUGUGCAGUUGCCCAGCGGAGAGGACCAAAAUGACUGGGUGGCUGUCCAUGUUGUUGACUUCUUCAACAGGAUCAACCUCAUUUAUGGAACUAUCUGUGAGUUCUGCACAGAGAGGACCUGCCCAGUGAUGUCUGGAGGCCCUAAGUAUGAGUACCGGUGGCAGGAUGACAUGAAGUACAAGAAGCCCACAGCGUUGCCAGCACCCCAAUACAUGAAUCUUCUCAUGGACUGGAUUGAGGUGCAAAUCAACAAUGAGGAUAUAUUUCCUACAAGUGUAGGUGUUCCCUUUCCAAAGAACUUCCUUCAGAUCUGCAAGAAGAUACUCUGCCGGCUUUUUCGGGUGUUUGUUCAUGUCUACAUCCAUCACUUUGACCGUAUCAUCCUUAUGGGGGCUGAGGCCCACGUCAACACCUGUUACAAGCAUUUUUAUUACUUUGUGACGGAGCUCAACCUCAUAGACCGCAAAGAACUAGAGCCUCUGAAAGAGAUGACAACCAGGAUGUGUCACUAAAAAGUGACACUGAAGAAAAGCAAAGUCCAAUUUCCUUCUUACUGCAGAGUUCAAGAACGUGAGUCCUCGUAGAAUGAGCCUGCUUGUUAAUCUGUGAAAGUAGGAAAGCUGGGAACCACAGCUACUUUCACAAAUGCUUCCCACCACUGACAGUGUUCUUAACACUGAAUGUGCUGCUAGGAACCUCGUCUGAGCUACAUGGAUUAUUGAGAAAAAGAAGAAUCAACUUCAUAUUAGUUCUAGCUCCUUCAUUAGGGAUAAGAACCUCUUCAGCCAUGAAUGAUGACAGACUGUGCUCCUGCUGCUAAAGCUUUACUGAAAUUCAGAUCCCUGGGCUGACCUCCAGAUUAGCUGUUUUGAAACAAAACUGUAUUGUUAGCUGCAAUAUUUCUUGUUUCUUGUUUUCUUUUUAUUUUGUUUCUUGGUAUGUGCUUUGUUUCCUAAGUGCAGCAGAAUAUUAAGAUGGUCUGGAAUCACAGAAGACUUUUAGCCUUCAGUGCCCCCCACCCCUCACCAGGCCACCCAAGGCUUGGCCACCAUUCCCAAAUGCCAGCAAGACUUGUGUUUCCAGGAAUGCAGACAUUUCCUUCAGCUAAUCAGGCAGUUUGUGCUUCAUUGUGACUCACCAUUUGCUGAAAAUGGGACAGGUUUUCAUCUCAAUCCA
Molecule: messenger RNA, 1820 nt
Organism: Phalacrocorax carbo (great cormorant)
Lineage: Eukaryota; Metazoa; Chordata; Aves; Suliformes; Phalacrocoracidae
Source: RefSeq, a predicted model, not a curated record